AUGCCUGCGGUCCUCGCCUUCCAUCUCCUACGGCGUUUCUCGCUUCAGAGGCGAAGCCUCCUAGAGGACCUUUCGCAGUUCGACGUGCGUGCGGCGGAGUGUAGAAGUGAGUUCGACAAAGAGUUCAUCUAUGCGGCAAUCACAGAAUGGUAUGGAACGCCAGAGAAAUUCAGCAGUUACGUGCGGGGACCUCUGCGUGAGGAGCUGAUUUUUAGUAUUCAUCAGAGUAGUGCUCCUGUGGCCUACACUUUGCUCGUCACGACACCGCUUGUUGGGGCGGGGCUCGAGAAUUGCCUCGGAAUGUGGAAAGGAGGUGCCCCCGAGAUUAGCUUGGUAACACAGCUGGUGGGAAAUGUUAUCACGCUGGACAUCGUUUGGUAUCUAAUCGCUGUUCAGGUUGGCAUGUUCUUGUGCGACUACUUUACGCCUAAAGGGCGAGGAUGCCGUGAGUACAUGAAAACAUUGCUGAUUUGCCUCACAUUUGGACUCGUUAUCGUCAUUGGCGAAGCCAUCUCCAGCGAAGCAUGCAGUGGUGGGCUCGUCCCCGCGAUGGUCUUUUUGGGUUUCACCACGCUGCCGAUCUGUUGUGCUGUCUACUUCGCGAAGCGGCUCCUGCGGUACAGAGCAGGCGCAACGUCGGAGUCCGAUCCAGCAGUGUUCCUGGUCGGACAGCGCUUCACCAUUGCAGAUGCCUCCCUGAGUGUCGCCCUGCAUCACCUGCAAAAACAGGGUUUGGCUACCACGCUUCCGCGUGCAACGAAGCGAUGGUUGGGCACCUGCAUGGCCCACGAGGCCUUCGCCGCCGUCCUCAAGGAUGCAAAGUGCGCAGCGGGCGCAAAGCCCUUGGCAGCUGCGCCGGUGGCAUCCAUGUCCACCUCAGCACCGAGCGUGCCCAAGGCACCGGCUGCAGACCAGCCCUUCCUGGACCGCUACAGCAGCGCCGUUGGUGGCCGCUCUGAGAUCAAGCGGAUCGUGGCAACUGAAGACAAAGGCGCGAGCCUGGUUGGCCAGAAGGUCUCCGUGUGUGGCUGGGUGAAGACAGCCAGAGAGGCGGACAAGGGAAAGAUCAUGUUUGUCCAGCUCAACGAUGGCUCCACACCUUUGGAUAUCCAGGUGGUCAUCGACUCAGCGGCCAAGGGCUUCGACAGCCUCAAGGGCAAAGUGGGGACCGGGGCAUCGAUGAAGUGCACAGGGGAGGUUGUGGCCUCACCUGGUGGAAAACAAGCAGUGGAGGUCUUGGUAAAGGGAGAGGGAAGUGAAGUUAUCCUCUUCGGCGGUGUGGAUGCAAAGGAAUAUCCGCUCUCGAAGAAGGGACACAGCCAUGAGUUUUUGCGAUCCAUCGCGCAUCUGCGACCACGGUCGAAUUUGAUCGGCUGCGUCGCGCGAGUGCGUAGUGCUCUGGCACAUGCCACCCACGAAUUUUUCAGGUCAAACGGCUUUCUCUACGUUCACACUCCACUGAUCACGGCAGCAGAUUGUGAGGGAGCAGGUGAGAUGUUCCAGGUGACCACCAUGAUGGCUGAAGCCGAGAAGCAAGGGAAGCAGCUUCCGAUGGUCAAUGGCAAGUUUGACUACACGAAAGACUUCUUCCAAAAACCUGCGUUUCUCACAGUGAGUGGGCAGCUGUCUGUGGAAAACUACUGCUGCUCCUUGUCCAAGGUCUACACCUUCGGGCCGACCUUUCGGGCCGAGAACUCCCACACGUCCCGGCACCUAGCCGAGUUCUGGAUGAUUGAGCCGGAGCUUGCCUUUGCCGACAUUCAUGAUGACAUGAACGUGGCAGAGGACUACCUGAAAUACUGCGUCAGUUUUGUGAUGCAGAACAACAGACAGGAUCUGGAGUUUUUUGAGGACAAGAUCGAGAAAGGGCUGAUAAAGAGAUUGGAGAACUUGCUUGCCGAACCCUUUGCCCGGGUCACCUACACGGAGGCGAUCGACAUUCUCAUCAAAGAGUCCCCGAAGGCCAAAUUUCAGGUGCCUGUGGAGUGGGGGAUGGACCUCGGCUCUGAGCAUGAACGGCAUUUGGCAGAGAAGGUCUUCAAGAAGCCCACAGCAGUGUACAACUACCCGAAGGACAUAAAGGCCUUUUACAUGAGGCUCAACGAGGAUAACAAGACUGUCGCAGCCAUGGAUGUCCUCGCGCCAGCGAUAGGGGAGGUCAUUGGAGGCUCCCAGCGCGAAGAGAGGCUGGAUGUGUUGGACCGACGCAUUACGGAAAUGGAUCUCAACCCACAGGAUUACUGGUGGUACAGAGAUCUGAGACGUUAUGGCUCUGUGCCGCACGCUGGCUUUGGCCUGGGCUUCGAACGACUGAUCAUGCUGACGACUGGCGUUGAAAACAUCCGCGACGUCAUUCCUUACCCACGGUACCCUGGACAUGCAGAAUUCUGA
Molecule: messenger RNA, 2391 nt
Organism: Symbiodinium natans
Lineage: Eukaryota; Dinophyceae; Suessiales; Symbiodiniaceae
Source: the annotation of a GenBank genome assembly